UCUUGGAAAGCUAAAUAUCUAAUCAUAUUUUCAUAAGUUUAUUGCUUUCCCUCAGUAUUCUAGACAUUAAAUAUUCUACCUUAUUUAUUCUGUAACACAUACAUAUGUAUAUGUAAGUGUGUGGGCUUAAGUAAACUAGUCUGUGAGUCAGCCCACUAUUAACUGCAAGAACUGGAGGCUGUACUUCCGUUUCCUUGCAUUGGAAUAAUAGACAGCUUGUCAUUGGCUACAACACACAUUACAUACUACACAACCAACUUGAUAGAACUACAUAGCACUAUUACAUACCAAAUUGCUCAAAACUUCUGCUACUACUACAACUUUUCGAUGCCAGAACUUUUUAAAAGUACAGUAACAACUUUAAAAAUAAAUGACAACUGUUGAUUAAUACAUCAGAGACAAUUGAAGAUUGUAGUCAUGUUGUCAAUGGUAUUGUUGGUGCUGUUGAUGGCUGAGAGCUGCUGGUGUGUGGAUCAUAUUUAUAAUGUGAAAGAGAACAAUGAUUUAAACAGUUACAUUGGAGAUAUUGUCACUGAUAUACAUUUACUGGAUAAUAUACAGUCUCGGGAUAACAACAACAAACUGACAUUUAAUGUACUCCAUGGUAAUACUGAUGGAGAUGUUCAGUUAUUUAAUGUUACACCUGGAGGACAAAUAUACACAGCUGCCAUGCUGGAUGCAGAAACCCUGUGUCAAUAUAACGUGGAAUGCUUCAGGAUAUUGGAAAUAGCAGUUCAGCAUGGCCAUUCAUUUCUGAAAAUAUUGGAAGUCAAAGUUAUGAUAGAAGAUGCCAAUGAUAAUUCUCCCAUAUUUCCAAAUAAGGAAUUUCACUUGCAAUAUGAGGAAAAUGCAUUGAUAGGAACAAAAGAAAUACUUCCAAAUGCCAUUGAUAAAGAUGUCAGUAUUCAGAACACAAUGAUCAAUUAUAAAUUCAAAGAGGAUGAAGAUAUUCCUUUUAAAUUGGUCUUAUCACAUGAUUUAAGUGAAACUGAUUUACUCGAGUUAGUUUUGGAAAACAAGCUAGACCGAGAAACAAAAUCUAAUUAUCACAUCCAACUAGUUGCUACAGAUGGGGGAACACCACCAAAGGAAGGUGUAAUGGAUAUAAAUAUCUUAGUGAAAGAUAAAAAUGAUAACUCACCUGUAUUCUCUCAGAGUAUCUACAAUAUAACAGUAAACGAUAAGCACCAAAUAAACAAACCUAUAUUCAUUUUUUCUGCUACAGACAUGGAUGAGGGAGAAAAUGGGAGAAUUUCAUACAUAAUUAGUUCUAAAACACCAGAAACAAUGAAAACACUGUUCAGAUUAGAUAAAGUAACUGGAGAAUUAUUUAUGACAAAAGAAUAUAAGUUUGGAAAAUUAUAUAAAUUAUUUAUUGAAGCCAAAGAUAAUGGCAUUCCUCACAGAAUUUCAAGAGCUACUGUUCUUGUAAAUGGUGUCAGUCAUCUUAACAAUCCACCAAACAUUGAUGUUAAAUUUGUUUUAAAGACAACUGGAAACACAGCUGUCAUCUCAGAAGCAACUCAAAUUCACAGCUUUGUUGCUUAUGUCAAAGUUAUUGACAAUGACAGUGGAGUAAAUGGACAUGUGAAGUGCCAUUUGCAAAAUAGAUACCUUCAGCUUAUCUCAAUAUCUGAAAAGAAAUACAAAGUUGUUGUCAAGAGUGAAAUAGAUAGAGAGAGUGAGAAGAGAUUUAAUUUCACGAUUAAAUGUCAAGAUAAUGGUUUAUCUCCAUUGAAAGUACGGAAACAGUUUUCAAUGUUGGUUACCGACAUAAAUGAUGUACAACCUCAGUUUAGUCAGGACACAUUUAAGUUUCUCACCUAUGAAAAUGAACACAAAGACUUCCCUGUUGGAUAUGUCAAUGCUACAGACCCAGAUAUUGGAGAUGGAGGACAAUUAACUUAUUCUCUAUUAUCUAAUGGAAAAGAUGUUCUACCAUUUCAGAUAUCUGAUGUGGGAUUUAUUUCCACAACUGAGUCACUAGACAGAGAAGAAAAGAACAUGUAUGAGUUUAAGGUUUUAGUAAAAGAUAAAGGAACACCAUCACUGGAGAACACAGCAAAUGUUGUUGUUGAGGUUAUGGAUUUAAAUGAUAAUUCUCCCUAUUUCAGUUUCCCUAAUGUUGACCCUUUCAGUCUUAAUGUCCACUACCAUCCCCGCUCUGACCAUGAUAUCACAGUUGUUAGGGCCUCUGACAGAGACAGUCAACACAAUGCCUUCCUCACAUAUGAAAUACUCAGAGGAAAUGAGAAACACUUAUUUCAAAUGAACCAUCACUCUGGUGUCUUAUCUUUCUCUCGCUCACUUUACCAAAAUGAUGCUGGAUUCUAUGAACUGGAAUUAGGUGUGAAAGACAGUGGCAGUCCAGUUCUGUCAUCAACAACAACUUUCUCUUUGACUUUAACAGUUAGUAACAACACAUCAAAGUUGUUUAAGACCCCUUCAAAGACAACAACAGAAUCAAGUAAUGGUCUCCAAUUGAAUGUGAUGAUUGUUAUUGUUAUAGCAGCUGUGAUAGUAUCAGUUGUUAUAGUGAUCUCUAUAUCAAUCUGUAUAGUUCAUAGACUGAAGCAGACAGAUAGCAACCAUGAUAAUAGUGUUGAUAUGUACCACAAGGUUACACCUACAUUAAACAUCCAAUCAAAAUAUACAUUUGACCCUACUUGUGUUCUUCCUGGAGUUCAGUACACAGUAGAGAGAAACAUGACCAAAUCUCAACAACCAACGGUGGACAUGGAAGAUAUUCACUGCAGAACUGCGUUAUGUGAUAGAUGGGGUAAUUCAGCUUUCACUGAACCAUGUGAACAGAUAUUCACUCCAAGAGAAGAAAGUAUGUCUCCAGGAUACAGAGAAUUAAACAGUACUGACCAAUUCAGUGAGAUGUUAACAUUGUCAUCUCACACAGAUAGCAGUCAAGGCUGGAAUGUCGGUAGUACUGGACAUUAUGAGGAACUGCCUGAUCUAUGCCGUUACCAAAGUGAUCUCACAUGGAGUAGGAGGAAUCGACUUCCACACACACUUGAUAGAUCAAGGGGAGAUAACAACAAUGGCUAUAAAUAUCAAUCUUAUAUUGACUCAAACACUUCCUGUUAUCCUGACCAUGUGCCUUUGACUAUAUCUAGUACCACAUCUAACAUAACUGAACAACCAUCUAUAGCACCAAUGACAAGUCAGUUUACUUCAGACUGUAAACCACCUCUGCCAGCUGUACCUAAAGUAACAACACUACCAAAGGUACCUUCAGUACCUCAGGUACCUAUUCUAUCUACACUAAACAACUAACACCAUCCCAAUACUUGACCAAUUAACCACCAUAUUCAACAUUCAGGCAAAUUUUGAAUUAUAUGCAAAAUAUGAACAGAAAAUUUGGUAAUCUUUCACAAUACGGUGUUUAAAAAGUAAAUAAAAAUUAAAGGGGAAAUAACAAGGGGAGAUAAAAUAAGUUAACUUACAGUUAAACAACGUAGGCGUUGGCUAAAGCGACCAAAAUGUGAACAAAAGUCUUUUACUUUGGUACAGAAUUCCUCCAUAUAAACUCUUGUUAAUAGGAAAUGAACAAAUUGUCUGAUGUUCCAAAUUGAUGUCGCAAUUUUCUUUUUACCUGCAUCCACAUAUUCUCCACAGUUUGCAUAUGGAUGUCAUUUGUUGGAUCUACAAAGUUCUCCUGAUGUAUAAUUACUUCAUGAGUGUACAUGCUGUUAUUUAGGUAUGAGAACCUAAUUAUCUCCCCUAGUUGUUAUUUCACCUUUAAUUUUUAAUUAGUAUUUUAAACACCAUAUUCUGAAAGAAUACUGAAAAUUUACUGUUUUUAUCUCAUAAAGUCUCAAAAUGCUGUUAUCUUAUAACUUGUCAUAAUCAAUAUAAACAAAGUUCUUACUACUACCAUCACAGUUGACAAUUAGACAGACUAUAAUUCAUCUUAAACCAAAUAUUUUUAGAAAUUUCAUUAUAUCAACCUUGUGUUAAUUAUUUGUUUAAGGUCUGCUCAUGAGAAUAAUUCUUCUGUGAGGGUAAUUAGCUCAGAUGGUAGAGCACUCAUUUAGCAUGUGGACGGUAUCAGGAUUCAUGCUUGUGUUCUCUGUGUCAUAAUUUUAGUGCAUACUUAAAUUUCAAAGUGGCACUCCAGCAUGGUUACUGACCAAUGAUUGAGACAAGUAAAAGGCACAAAAUAUAGUCUACAAUAAGAUUUUAACAAAAGCAUUAUGAAUUUAUCUAGGUUUAACUACAGUUAAGUUAGUUAUAUACUUAUAUACAUGAAUCAUGAAAUUCACAAGGAAAUAGUUGCUACUGCCUGGUGUAAAUAUGAUUGAAAUAAUGUCUCAUUAUAACCAAAUAACAAGUAAAGCUUGUUAUCAAUUUUAUACUUUGUUCAGUCAUCCCAUUUAUAAUAUUAUUGUAUAUAUUUUAAAUAUACAUUUAAAGGAUAUUCUCACUGCAGUAACUUUUUUAAAAACUCAUUUUCCAGAUUGUCUCACUGGAACUAUAAUUAUUCAGCUAUUGAAUCUCAGAUAGAAACAAUUAAAAUUAGAAAUAUAUUAAUUUAAUUUAAUUAAUAAAACCUCGAAUCUUUGCAAGUUAAAUGUAUCUUUCAAGAAUUUAUUUCACAAUAUGGUUAAAAUAUAAGCAUAUAACCCUACCCCUACUCCACUCCACCUCCACAAUAAAAUUAAAAAAAUAUAUUGUUCAUAAUCUCAUAACUGAAAAAGUAGUUUUGAAAAAAAUGUAAGUAGUAUAAACAGUUCCAAUAAAAAACUAUUUUCUAGAAAUUAAAAUUUUUAUUACUUAAAAAUGUCUCCAGCCUUAGAAGAAAAAUAUGAAUUGGUAAAAGAAAGGUGUUUAUUUCAUUUAGAGCUAAAUAGAAUUAAAUAUUUACAUUGUUUGUUAUAAUUCCUUACAACUCUGCUUUAAUUCCUUACAAGACUGGUCAAAUUUAAUAGAACUGUAUCUGUUUUCUAAAGCUAACUUCUCUCUCUAAAUAUGAAUUUCUUAGCCACAACUAUUAGAGUUAGUAUAGAACUUCAUUCAAAGCCAUAAUUUUGUAUUUUGAAAUUACAUCUACAAUGCAGUAAUGAAAUUUUUUAAAUA
Molecule: messenger RNA, 5088 nt
Organism: Octopus bimaculoides (California two-spot octopus)
Lineage: Eukaryota; Metazoa; Mollusca; Cephalopoda; Octopoda; Octopodidae
Product: protocadherin beta-3-like
Biological process (GO): homophilic cell-cell adhesion
Cellular component (GO): plasma membrane
Molecular function (GO): calcium ion binding
Source: RefSeq, a predicted model, not a curated record